CUCUGCAAUUAAUUCCUUCGCCUAACCAAAUUCUUCUUUCAAUUUUAACUUCUCCGUCGUGGAAAUUCGAUCAUCAUUCAUGACCACCACAAAUCCAGACUCUUCAGUUCCUCCAAAUAAUUCCUCAUUGCCGGCCGCCGCCACAACCGCCGGCCAAGUUCAGCUGCGCAUGUCUGAUUACCUGGCUCUUCCUCAAGACGACGAACCGGACGAAAAGUCUCUCGAAACCCACACCCAACAUCGCGAUCUGAGGAGUUUACUGAUGGGUGAAGAAGGUUUCUUCCAAGAAGAUCGUCGCCGGGUUUCGUACUGUUCGUCGCCGCCGUGCCGUCUCGUCGCCCGGUGGAUGUCCUGGAUAAGACGGGUGAAGUUCAAGGGAAUUUCGAGGAAGUGUUGCAGGAGAGAAACGGUGGGGAAUAGAGUAGAGGCGGGUGUGCAGCCCAGGUGUUUGACCAAUGGCCUCAAUGACGUGGGUUGCAGGAAGGAGACUUGUUUUAAUGCCGGGAUUGGAGCUUAUCUGCUGUACUUAGUUGCCGCGACGAGAAACGAACUGGACAGGUUCAACGCUGCCCGGGUGGAAAUGGAGGCGAUUCUACAGAAUACCAUACAAUUACAACGGAGGCGAAGCGUAGAGGUAGACGGUGGUGACGAUGAUGUUCUAUUUGAAGUCUCGAUCAGAAAAUCUGUAGUAGAAGAAGAUGAUGGUGAUGGUGAUGAUGAUGAUGAGUGCGAGGCAGAAUUCCCCACAAAUUUGUAUGCCUUGCCAGCUGCUGCUGCUUCUUCUGCCUCCUCGUCAAAUGUGGUUUCAGGUAGUGAAACCCCAAAAAGGGAGGAUUUUGCAGAGGACAUGGAACAGCUAGAGGCGGAGCUCGAAGCUGAGCUUGAACUGUUGCAGCUUCAAUUGGAUGGAGAUACGUCGAUGGAACAAUCUCAGUUUCUGAGGGUGACGAACAGGGAUGAAACAGGAUCAUCAAAAUCCUACAGUACGACCUCGACCGAAGAAGAAGAGGAGGAAGAAGUGAUUGAUCCAGAGUAUGGGGAGGAGGAUGCUGAGUGCCCCAAUGCCAUCCACCCUUACGAAUUGGCAAGUAAGCUGCACGAAGUGCUGGAAGCAAGACAGCAAGAAGAGAUCAGAGAGCUGGAAGCUGCUCUGGAACUGGUGAAGCGCAAGCUUGUAGAAAAAGAGUUGCAGGUCGCUUGGUGGAAAGCCGUGGCUAGAGGAAGAAGGCUCAGUAUUGGUAGUUCACAAGAAGUGCAGAGCUAGCACAAACAACGAAGUAAGGUCAGGUUCCAUGGGGUAAGAAGGUCGAAUCCCUGGUCACAUUGUGAUUCUGUUCAGCAACUUUUGUACAGGGAGCUCUGGUCUCAUGAGCCUUAAGAGAAAAUGAUUACAGUUUUCAUGUUGAUUGCAAAUGUAUACAGAUUACAGAAUUUGAGUGGAUUAGAGUGAGUUGUUGAAAGAUGUUGCUUAUGUCGGCAACUUUAGCGUGUUUUCGAUUCGAUGGAUAUGUUUGUUUGGGGAGCGUGGGCCGUUUGUCUUUGUCAAUGUAGAGCCUUGUAAUUGGCUCCAAUUAAAAAAUGUUGAAAGAGGUUCUAACUGCAACAAGGUUGGCGGCACGUCUAAAGUCUAAA
Linum tenue is the source of this 1632-nucleotide messenger RNA. NCBI's taxonomy places the organism in Eukaryota, Viridiplantae, Streptophyta, Magnoliopsida, Malpighiales, Linaceae. The record is from the annotation of a GenBank genome assembly.